Messenger RNA from Penicillium olsonii, 1086 nucleotides. The record is from the annotation of a GenBank genome assembly. Lineage: Eukaryota; Fungi; Ascomycota; Eurotiomycetes; Eurotiales; Aspergillaceae.
AUGGAUUUCGCGGCGCUUAUGGCCAAGGAGAUCUCCAAGGCCAAAGGCGGCGAUGCCAAAGAGUCUGGCAAAGGAUCCCCUGCAGUACCGACCAAGAAGUACAUGCGACGAGGCGAGGAGGAAGCUGCGCGGGUCGAAGCCUAUAAUCGAGAGCAAGAACGGCUAGCCCGCGAGCGCGAAGAGCGCAAUCUAAACAAGCGCAAGCUCGACGAGGAGGAAGCCGACCGAAACCGCGAACGGGAGGAAAAGAAACGACGCCUAGCCGAGGAAUCCAAAGCAAAACGAGAAAAGGAAGAAGCGGAAAAAGAACGCGAGAGGCGGCGGAAGCUCGGUCUACCUGAAUUGGUCGAGGAUAAAGCCGAAGGCGACGAGGAGGAGGACAUUGAAGAGGAAGAGCUCAUCCAGAAACUACGGGAUAUGGAGGCUCCUAUACGGCUAUUUGGAGAAGAUUACCGCGGGCGACUGCGAAGAUACCGCCGCCUGGUCCAACGGGCUGCGAUUCCUAAGAAGAAGGUUACAGACGGACCCAUCCCCACGACAUUGGAGCCCGUUUCGGGCGGACAGAUGAUCAUCCCAUCGAAGAUUCCGAAGGACCAGGAGAGCCGGUUGUUCCUUUUCCGCCAGCUUGGAUCCUACUUCAACAUGGUCCUGUCAGAAUGGGAGCUCGCAUUGGCCAAGCGUGACGUGUCAGUACGUGAAAGCUUCCAGGGCAAGCAAGCAUACGGUGCCAUGACCCAAUCGCGGGAGAACAUGACGCCGCUGUUCCGCCUCUUUGAGAAGGCAGAUUUGGAGGAUGGGCUGUUGGAACCGAUCAUCGAAAUCGUGCACAAGGCACAGCAGCGGCGAUACGUCGACGCUAAUGAUGCUUACCUCCGAGUUAGUAUCGGUAAAGCAGCCUGGCCCAUUGGUGUUACCAUGGUUGGUAUCCACGAACGUUCUGCCCGAGAAAAGCUGCACCAGAGUGAUCAACAAGCGCAUAUCUUGAGUGACGAGAUAACCCGCAAGUAUUUGCAGAGCAUCAAGCGCUGCCUGAGUUUCGCGCAAGUCCGUUGGCCCCCAGAGGAUCAGUUGCAGAUCAUGGGCUAG